Molecule: messenger RNA, 650 nt
Organism: Piliocolobus tephrosceles (Ugandan red Colobus)
Lineage: Eukaryota; Metazoa; Chordata; Mammalia; Primates; Cercopithecidae
Product: protein LLP homolog
Exons: 1
Coding region: 54-380 (108 amino acids)
Biological process (GO): dendrite extension
Cellular component (GO): nucleolus
Molecular function (GO): RNA binding
Source: RefSeq, a predicted model, not a curated record
UAGUCGCGGUCGGCGUGAUCCUGAGGCGUGUGUGGUCGUUUCUCAGGUAAAACAUGGCUAAAAGCUUACGGAGUAAGUGGAAAAGAAAGAUGCGUGCUGAAAAGAGAAAAAAGAAUGCCCCAAAGGAGCUCAGCAGGCUUAAAAGUAUUCUCAAACUAGAAGGUGAUGUUUUAAUGAAAGAUGUUCAAGAGAUAGCAACUGUGGUGGUACCCAAACGCAAACAUUGCCAAGAGAAAAUGCAAUGUGAGGUGAAAGAUGAAAAAGAUGACAUGAAAAUGGAGACUGAUAUUAAGAGAAACAAAAAGACUCUUCUAGACCAGCAUGGACAGUAUCCAAUAUGGAUGAACCAAAGGCAAAGAAAAAGACUGAAGGCAAAGUGAGAGAAAGGAAAGGGGAAAAGCAAAGCAAAAGCAGUGAAAGUGGCAAAGGGUUUGGCCUGGUAGACUCUUAAAACCUUGGAAAAUGCCACACGGGAUAGAUGAUGGAUUAGAAUGUAUACACAUGUAUACUUUGAUUUCAGCUGCCACCAAAUGAAAACUAUUUGUUUUCCUAUUUUAACUUGGCCUUUUUUCUUCAGUUCAAACCCAGCAUUAACUCCUCAAGUUUGUUUUGGGAACUUAAAUAAAAUAUUUUCUUUGAUACAAAAAAAA